AUGUUUGUGGCACGCAGCAUCGCGGCGGACCACAAGGACCUCAUCCACGAUGUAUCUUUCGAUUUCCACGGGCGGCGGAUGGCGACCUGCUCCAGCGACCAGAGCGUCAAGGUCUGGGAUAAAAGUGAAAGUGGAGAUUGGCAUUGUACUGCUAGCUGGAAGACACAUAGUGGAUCUGUGUGGCGUGUGACAUGGGCUCAUCCUGAAUUUGGACAGGUUUUGGCUUCCUGCUCUUUUGACCGAACAGCUGCUGUUUGGGAGGAAAUAGUAGGAGAAUCAAAUGACAAACUGCGAGGACAGAGUCAUUGGGUUAAGAGGACAACACUAGUGGACAGCAGAACAUCUGUUACUGAUGUGAAAUUUGCUCCUAAGCAUAUGGGUCUUAUGUUAGCAACCUGUUCAGCGGAUGGCAUAGUAAGAAUAUAUGAGGCACCAGAUGUCAUGAAUCUCAGUCAGUGGUCUCUGCAGCAUGAGAUCUCAUGCAAACUAAGCUGUAGUUGUAUUUCUUGGAACCCUUCAAGCUCUCGUGCUCAUUCUCCCAUGAUAGCUGUAGGAAGUGAUGACAGUAGUCCAAAUGCAAUGGCCAAAGUUCAGAUUUUUGAAUAUAAUGAAAACACCAGGAAAUAUGCAAAAGCUGAAACCCUCAUGACAGUUACUGAUCCUGUCCAUGAUAUUGCAUUUGCUCCAAAUUUGGGAAGGUCUUACCACAUUCUGGCCAUUGCAACCAAAGAUGUGAGAAUUUUUACAUUAAAGCCUGUGAGGAAAGAACUUACUUCCUCUGGUGGACCAACAAAAUUUGAAAUCCAUAUAGUGGCUCAGUUUGAUAAUCAUAAUUCUCAGGUUUGGCGGGUGAGUUGGAAUAUAACAGGAACAGUGCUAGCAUCUUCAGGGGAUGAUGGCUGUGUAAGAUUAUGGAAAGCUAAUUAUAUGGACAAUUGGAAGUGUACUGGUAUUUUGAAAGGUAACGGGAGCCCUGUCAAUGGGAGUGCUCAGCAGGGAAACCCAAAUCCUUCACUAGGUUCAAAUAUCCCAAAUCUUCAAAAUUCAUUAAAUGGAUCUUCUGCUGGCAGGUAUUUCUUUCCCCUUCUGGAUUCCCCACAGGCUCAAUCGAGAUGGUGCAAUUAUGCCCAGCUUCUUCCUUCUCCUUCUCCUCCUUCCUCUCUUCCUCCUCUUCUGGUUGAGAACUCUUGCGAUGCUGACACUGCUAACCUCCAGUAUCCUCACCCAUGCAGACAAUCUUUAUCUAGGCCUCUUAAUCCCUUAACUGAGAAUGAAGAGGUUUAA
This is a messenger RNA of Pipistrellus nathusii (Nathusius's pipistrelle), 1284 nucleotides long. NCBI's taxonomy places the organism in Eukaryota, Metazoa, Chordata, Mammalia, Chiroptera, Vespertilionidae. The record is from the annotation of a GenBank genome assembly.